Saccoglossus kowalevskii is the source of this 2763-nucleotide messenger RNA. RefSeq names its product protein phosphatase 2, regulatory subunit A, alpha (gene PPP2R1A). Gene Ontology annotation, molecular function: protein phosphatase regulator activity; protein binding. Gene Ontology annotation, cellular component: cytosol; cytoplasm; nucleus. Gene Ontology annotation, biological process: protein dephosphorylation. Lineage: Eukaryota; Metazoa; Hemichordata; Enteropneusta; Harrimaniidae. The record is from RefSeq and is marked validated.
AUGGCGACCAGUGAGACAGGAGACGACUCGUUGUACCCAAUUGCAGUCCUAAUUGAUGAACUCAGAAACGAAGAUGUUCAGCUGAGACUCAACAGUAUAAAAAAGUUAUCUACCAUUGCUCUAGCUUUGGGGGUUGAGAGAACACGCAGUGAACUUAUACCAUUUUUGACAGAUACCAUAUAUGAUGAAGAUGAAGUGUUGUUAGCUUUAGCUGAGCAGCUGGGUAGUUUUACUCCAUUGGUUGGUGGUCCUGCACAUGUUCAUUGCUUACUGCCACCUCUGGAGAGUUUAGCAACUGUUGAAGAGACUGUGGUACGUGAUAAAGCAGUUGAUUCUUUACGUAAUAUAUCAGAAGAGCACUCGGCCUCUGAUUUAGAAUCUCAUUUUGUUCCGCUUGUUAAACGCCUGUCUGGUGGUGAUUGGUUUACAUCAAGGACUUCAGCAUGUGGGUUAUUCAGUGUCUGUUAUCCCAGGGUGUCUAAUAAUAUGAAAGCAGAACUCAGAAAUAAUUUCCGUAACUUGUGUGGUGAUGAUACGCCGAUGGUAAGGAGAGCAGCUGCUAGCAAACUAGGGGAAUUCGCCAAGUCUGUGGAGUUGGAAUAUGUCAAGUCUGAUCUGAUCCCGUUAUUUGUGAAUCUAGCCGGGGAUGAACAGGAUUCUGUUCGUUUACUUGCUGUUGAAGCGUGCGUCAGUAUUGCAUCUUUGUUAAAGCCUGAAGAUGUUGAGAGUUUAGUGAUGCCUACUUUACGUCAAUGUGCAGAAGACAAAUCAUGGAGAGUUCGUUACAUGGUGGCUGACAAAUUUACUGAAAUUCAAAAAGCCGUUGGCCCAGAGAUAGCAAAGACAGAUCUAGUGCCAGCUUUUCAGAGUCUUUUGAAAGAUUGUGAGGCUGAAGUCAGAGCUGCUGCAGCACAUAAAGUUAAAAAAUUUUGUGAAGAUUUAGAUCCAUCAGUUCGUGAAACUGUUAUUAUGAAUAAUAUAUUACCAUGUGUGAAGGAAUUGGUAUCUGAUGCAAAUCAACAUGUGAAAAGUGCAUUGGCAUCUGUAAUAAUGGGAUUAUCCCCAAUAUUGGGCAAAGACAAUACAAUUGAACAUUUGCUGCCCUUGUUUCUGGCACAAUUGAAAGAUGAAUGUCCUGAAGUUCGACUCAACAUCAUUUCUAACCUAGACUGUGUGAAUGAGGUUAUAGGCAUCAGACAACUGUCCCAAUCGCUCCUUCCAGCUAUUGUUGAACUUGCUGAAGAUACUAAAUGGCGUGUGCGGCUGGCUAUUAUUGAGUACAUGCCCUUAUUAGCAGGUCAACUGGGAGUGGAAUUCUUUGAUGAAAAACUUAAUACUUUAUGUAUGGCAUGGCUUGUAGACAAUGUUUAUGCUAUCCGAGAGGCAGCAACCAAUAAUUUGAAGAAAUUAGUUGAAAAAUUUGGAACAGAAUGGGCUCAGAAUGCUGUUAUACCAAAAGUUCUGCUAAUGGCACGUGAUCAGAACUACCUGCACCGUAUGACUUGUUUGUUUUGUGUCAACGUACUGGCAGAUGCAUGCGGAGCUGAAGUAACUGUCAAACUUAUGUUGCCUGUUGUACUCAAUCUUGGAGGUGAUGCUGUUGCUAACGUCAGGUUUAAUGUAGCAAAAACAUUACAAAGAGUUGGCCCAAUACUGGAUUCAAAUACUGUACAAUCACAAGUAAAAUCAUGUCUGGAUAAAUUAGGUACCGAUUCUGAUGUCGAUGUGAAGUUCUUCGCUCAAGAAGCUUUGGCAGCUUUGUCAUUGGGCUAAAUAUCAGCAGUGGAGUGUGUAAAGAGUAAACAAACAAGCCAGUCAUUGAGUAGUGGAAUCAUAUAUCAGUAUCUCAUACAUAGUCAUGUUAUGUUCUCUUCAUGUUUUUGUACAAAGCAGCGUGUUCUUCUUCUCAGCACACCAGUUAUCCAUGGCAACACUAUGGUGUAAAGUGAUUGUUAUUGAAUUCCCUGUAGUGAAGUGAAUCCUUGUAAAUGAACAACGUAUACGUUUGAUUUCCUGUCGUUGUGUGCCAUUUUGCUAUCUUAUUGAACUGUGACUCCCAAAUCAAUCCAAGUACAAUGUAAGCUUUUCUUGGGUAUAUAAAACAGCUUCCCUAACUUGCUGUCAAAUAUACUCCCAUUUUACUAAAUCCACUAUUUUCUAAACUUAAACUUUUGGUUGUUUUUUUUUUAAAUAUUUAGUUUUCAAUGCUUACACAAUAGCAGUUCAGAAGAGUAUUACCGAUGUAAUUCCCGGUGGUUUAUCGUAUAUUCUUGAAUCGAAUAAACAGCUUGUUCGUCUUUAUUGAAAUCUACUUGCUGUAGUACAUGGCUUAUGUGAUAGUAAAUGGCAACACAUCUUUCUUAAUAGGGUAGAUCAAAGUAACUGUAUUUUGAAACAAUUACUAACUAUGGGAGUGUUUUAUUGAAAUUUGGAAAACAAGUUGAUUUGAAAAAUGUAUCUUGACACCAGACUCUACCAGUCUUGUCCCAUUUCAUUUGUGUACAGUUUACUGGGCAGUAUGUCUUUCUAUUGUGCUUAAUUUUUGAAUCAAUAUCUAGAUAGUACAGAAAAUAUAAUUCAUUUGUAAUUUUUCGAUAAUGGUAGACUGCCCCCAACCCCCCUCCAAGUAGCAGUGUAAUAGGAGGUGGUCGUCUUUCCUCCUUCGAGACAGUUUUAUGUUUGAAGCUAAUUUUCUUUAUGUACAGUGUGUUUGUAUUUGGACACAAUAAAUAUAUGUACCUUGCAAUGGUUCUGUCUUUAUAU